Molecule: messenger RNA, 1616 nt
Organism: Acipenser ruthenus (sterlet)
Lineage: Eukaryota; Metazoa; Chordata; Actinopteri; Acipenseriformes; Acipenseridae
Product: zinc-binding protein A33-like
Exons: 6
Coding region: 102-1529 (475 amino acids)
Molecular function (GO): zinc ion binding; protein binding
Source: RefSeq, a predicted model, not a curated record
AAAAGUUUCAGAAUUGAAAGUGAAAGGUGUCUGUUUAUUGUUCAGUGACUUUCUUCAGGAGCCAUUACAGAGAGCAAGGCAGGGUGUGGCUUUGUACAGAAAUGGCAGCAAACACUUCUCAUCUGGAAGAAGAGCUUUCCUGUGCUGUGUGCUGUGAGAUUUUCAAGAAUCCUGUAACUCUUCACUGUAACCACAGCUUCUGUAAAGCAUGUCUGGAUCAGUGCUGGAAAGAGAAGGAAACUCGGGAGUGUCCCGUGUGCAGGAGGAGGUCCUCACUGGACAAUUCUCCUGUGGAUUUCAGGCUCAGGAAUAUUGUGGAGUCCUUCCUUAAAGAUCACAGUCAGAAACCUCCAGCACCUCCUGGAACGCUCUGCAGUCUGCAUAGGGAAGAAAAGAAGCUGUUCUGUGUGGAUGAUAAAGAGGCCGUCUGUGUUGUGUGUCAAACUUCAAAGAAACAUAAAAAUCACAAUCUCUGCCCAGUCGAGGAAGCUGCACUGGAUUAUAAGGAGGAACUCAAGACUGCGCUGAAGCCCUUGAGGGACAAGCUGAAAACCUUUAAUAAAGUUAAAGAAGAAUGUGAUGAAAAAGCAGAGCACAUCAAGAAACAAGCCCAGCAAACAGAGAAGCAGAUAAAAGAGGAGUUUGAGAAACUUCACCAGUUUCUACGAGAUGAAGAAAAGGCCAGGAUAGCUGCACUGAGGAGGGAAGAGGAACAAAAGAGAAGAAUCAUGACAGAGAAGAUUAAAAAUAUUACAAGAGAAAUCUCAUCCCUUUCAGACACAAUCCGAGUCAUAGAACAGGAGCUGGAAGCUGAAGACAUCGUCUUCCUGCAGAAGUACAACGACACAAAGAGAAGAGCCGAGUGCACACUGCAGGAUCCACAGUGUGUUUCAGGAGUGCUGAUAGAUGUAGCCGAGCACCUGGGCUCUCUGAAGUACAAAGUGUGGGAGAAGAUGCUGGGGAUUGUUCAAUACACUCCAGUGACUCUGGAUCCCAACACAGCACACCCUGCUCUGAUACUGUCUGAGGAUCUAACAAGUGUGAGAUACAGCAAGGAGAGACAGCAGCUUCCUGACAACCCAGAGCGGUUUGAUUCCUGUGUCUGUGUGCUGGGCUCUGAGGGAUUCACUUCAGGGAAACACUGCUGGGAUGUUGAAGUUGGAAACAAAACUGACUGGGAUCUGGGUGUGACAAAAGAGUCCAACCAGAGGAAAGGGAAAAUGACUCUGAAUCCAGGAAAAGGAUACUGGAGUCUAGCCCUGAGGGAUGGGGAUCAGUACUGGGCAUUGACCUCACCACAGACACGACUCACUGUGGAGAAGAAACCCCAGAAGAUCAGAGUUCAGCUGGACUGUGAUGGGGGGGAGGUGGCAUUCUUUGACUCCAGUGAUAUGAGACCUCUCUACACUUUUAAACACAGAUUUACUGACAGGAUGUUUCCAUAUUUCUCUCCUUGCUUAAAUAAAGAUUGGAAAAACUCAGCCCCCCUCAGAGUGUGCCCUGUGAAGACAGUUAUAAAAGUGGACUAGCCCAAUGUGUUCAGGAUGAAGGACAGGGCUGUAUAAUAAUAAUAAUAAUAAUAAUAAUAAUAAUAAUAAUAAUGAAUUGAAAAGAAA